UUUCACAACUUGUUACAAUGGCUGCUCUCUACUCGGUCACCGUAAAGGACAUCAACGCUCACGACUUCAACCGCGCCUACGCCGCUUACCUUAAGCGCUCUGGCAAGCUCGAGAUCCCCAAGUGGGUCGAUCUCGUCAAGACCGGCACUAACAAGGAGUUGGCCCCCUAUGACCCUGAUUGGUUCUAUAUUCGUGCUGCCAGCGUUGCCCGCCACAUCUACCUUCGCCGUAGCGUUGGUGUUGGAGCUCUUAAGAAGCUUCACGGCGGUACGGUGAACCGCGGUUCCCGCCCUUCUCACCAUGUCAACUCUUCCGGCUCAGUUGCCCGCAAGGUCCUUCAGGCCUUGGAGAAGAUCAAUGUCUUGGAGGCCGAUGAGAACGGUGGCCGCAAGAUCACCGUUGAUGGUCAGCGUGAUUUGGAUCGUAUCGCUGCCUCUGUUUACCAAGCUCAGCAGUAAAAUAACGAUUUAUCAAACAAAGAAUAAAUCCAGAAUUACAAAAAAAAA
Messenger RNA from Lobosporangium transversale, 506 nucleotides. RefSeq names its product 40S ribosomal protein S19-A. Gene Ontology annotation, biological process: translation; ribosomal small subunit assembly. Gene Ontology annotation, molecular function: RNA binding; structural constituent of ribosome. Gene Ontology annotation, cellular component: ribosome; cytosolic small ribosomal subunit. The transcript is spliced from 4 exons. NCBI's taxonomy places the organism in Eukaryota, Fungi, Mortierellomycota, Mortierellomycetes, Mortierellales, Mortierellaceae. Bases 18 to 458 code for a protein of 146 amino acids. The record is from RefSeq and is a predicted model, not a curated record.